Anisakis simplex (herring worm) is the source of this 2556-nucleotide messenger RNA. NCBI's taxonomy places the organism in Eukaryota, Metazoa, Nematoda, Chromadorea, Rhabditida, Anisakidae. The record is from the annotation of a GenBank genome assembly.
AUGCCAUCAUCAGAUACAACAAUUUAUGACGUGUUUCAGAUAUCGGAGCGUGACGGGGAUAUGCAAGCAGCAGUAGAGCUGUACUUGAAAGCGAAUCUAGGAUCACAUGCAGCAAGAGUACUCCUCUCUUCGCAACAACUUCUUCAAAAUGAAGAUCUCGUCCAAAAAGUUGCCGUCACUUUAGUUCGUUCGGAACUUUUUGAAAAGGCAGGAGAGUUGUUUGAAAAGACGAAAGAUUUCGAUCGUGCGCUCGAAUGCUUUUGUAAAGGAAAAUGCUUUGCUAAAGCCAUUCAAUUGGCUCGUACCAGCUUUCCAGAACGAGUGGUUCCACUUGAAGAACAAUGGGGUGACAGUUUGGUUAAAGAAGGCAAUUACGAAGCAGCUAUUAAUCAUUUCUUAGAGAGUGGUUUGAGCGCAAAAGCAUUGGAAGCAUCGAUACAAGCGAAACAGUGGAGCAAGGCAGCCCAAAUAGCAGAUGUUCUUGAGGAUAGCUCACUGGCGAAACAAUACUACGGUCGUAUUGCUGAACACCAUGCUGCCAUCGGUGAUUUUGAGCGUGCUGAAAUGCUUUAUAUAGAGGCUGAUAUGCAGAACGAAGCGAUUGGAAUGUACAAUAAAGCGAAUCGCUGGGCAGAUUCGUAUCGAUUCAGUCAAGAUCUGAAUUUGUUUCAUCUUAUGCCUCAGCAGCAGAUAAGUAUUGCAAGCAGUCUGACUCAGUCGUAUCGCGGUGUUCUCUAUGAUUGGUCAAAUCGCACCAAAGAAAAUAUAAAGGGAAAAUUUCAGUUGGCUGUGGAAUUUCUUGGAGAUGAAGGUACGCAAAAGAUGUAUGGACGAUUGGCACAAGAAAUGGAAGAAGCAGGACGAUUUGCUGAAGCUGAACAGUUGUAUAUCUCGAUCGGACAACCGAAUAAGGCAAUAGCGAUGUAUAAAAAGGCGGAUCGUAUUGAGGAUAUGAUGAAUUUAGUUGAGAAAUAUCAUCCCGAUCAUGUUCAGGAUACACACAAACAUAUCGCCGGUGGUUUGGAAGAGAAAGGUGAUUAUAAAUUAGCUGAAGAGGAAUAUCUAAAAGCUGGUGACUGGAAGAGUGCUGUGAACAUGUAUCGUUCUGUCGAGCAGUGGAGCGAUGCAUAUCGAAUUGCUAAACAGGAAGGUGGUGACAGUGCACAAAAACAGGUGGCUUAUUUAUGGGCGAAAAGUUUGGGCGGCGAUUCAGCUGUUAAGCUGCUGCAAAAAUACAAUCUGCUUGAUGAAUCAAUUGAUUUCGCAUGUGAAAAUGGGGCAUUCGAUUUCGCAUUUGAACUGUGCCGAUUGGGUGCGAAGAACCGUUUAGCUUUCGUACACUUGAAAUUAGCCCAACAACUCGAAGAAGAAGGGCAAUUCGAAACGGCGGAGAAGCAUUACAUUGAGGGCGGUAAACCAAAGGAAGCUGUUCUCAUGUAUAUUAAUGAGCUAGACUGGGACAAUGCCGAACGUCUUGCUCGAGAACACUGCGAGGAAGCACUCUCAGAUGUAUUUGUUGGUCAAGCACGUACUGCAAUUGAACAAAAGGACUUUAGUCGCGCUGAAAGCUAUUUAUUGCGUGCAAAUCGUGCAGACAUUAUUCUUCGUUACUACAAAGAUUCUGCAAUGUGGCCUGAUGCUCUUCGUAUUGCUAAAGAUUAUAUACCGAACGUAUUACCUCAAAUCCAGGAGGAAUAUGAAGAAGCACAAUUGAAAUCAGGUGCAAAAGGUGCACUGUCGUUUGUUGCACAAGGUCGUGACUGGGAAACACAAGGCGAAUAUUCAAGGGCGAUUCAGUGCUAUAUGAAAGUGCAAGAGCCUGAAACAAGUGACGUGAAUAUGAUCACCAAUGCGCUUAAAAGGGCUGGUGACUUGGCAACUAAAUUUCUAUCAGAAGACGAAAAUUCAGAGCUGAUCGACGAAAUAUGCGAACGAUUGAUUGCAUACAACAAGUUCAAUGAAGCUGCUGACUUGUUUCUGGCUGUGAAUCGAGCGGACAGUGCUAUAAAAGCGUUUGUGCUUGCCGGACAAUGGGCCAAAGCGAAAAAAGUUGCGACCGAGUUACUGCCGGAAAUGGCAGAUUUUGUGGAUGGGAAAUAUAAGGAAUCAUUGAAAAAUGAAGGUCGAGUUGGAGAGUUGAUUGAUGUGGAUGUGGUGAGUGCAAUCGAUCUGCUCAUCGAGAGAGGAUUCUGGGAGAAGGCUCUCGAAACCGCGAAACAACAGAAUUAUCAACCUCUAAUGGACAAAUAUGUGGCAUUAUAUGUAUCCAACCUAAUAUCGGAUCAACGAUUUGCUGACGCAAUCGAAGCGUUCGAGAAGUACGGCACAUCGAGUAAUCCGCAUAAUUUCAACAUUUAUCAAAAACUGAUCUCACAAGUUGUGAAUUCGCGAUUGGAGAUAAAUCCAGAAAGUUAUGAAAUUUGGUCACACCUUCGUAAUAUGCUUUUGUUGAUAUGCGAAAGUCUCGACGCUGACCCUUCAGCAGACGAUCAACCAAAAAAUGUAAAUUCUUCAUUUUACACUCACCAAUCACAUGUGCAUAUGUUCAUUCGUUGA